UAAGAACCUUCCAGCUGACUCUGUGACUGGCACCAUGAAGGACGAUGUGGCUCUUCUGGCUACUGUCACCCUCUUGGGAGUUCUGUUGCAAGCCUACUUCUCCCUGCAGGUGAUCUCUGCGCGCAGGGCUUUCCACGUGUCGCCGCCACUCACUUCUGGACCUCCCGAGUUCGAGCGCGUCUUCCGAGCCCAGGUGAACUGCAGCGAGUACUUCCCGCUGUUCCUCGCCACGCUCUGGGUCGCCGGCAUCUUUUUCCACGAAGGCGCCGCAGCCCUGUGCGGACUGUUCUACCUGUUUGCGCGCCUCCGCUACUUCCAGGGAUACGCGCGCUCGGCGCAGCUCAGGCUGGCUCCUCUGUACGCGGGCGCGCGCGCGCUCUGGCUGCUGGUGGCGAUGGCCGCGCUGGGUUUGCUGGUCCACUUCCUCCCCGGCACGCUACAGGCAGCGCUCUUCAGAAGACUUCAGGCCCUCCUGCAGAUGGCUUGAGGCGAAGGACCUCCGAGUCAGCGCUACUGGUGAAGAGCUUAGAGCAAAACGCAGGGGUGCCCGCUUCCGAAUCUCAGUUUCUAAUUAAAGUUCCCACGACU
Messenger RNA from Microtus oregoni (creeping vole), 588 nucleotides. It is a transcript of the gene Ltc4s, whose product is annotated as leukotriene C4 synthase. Gene Ontology annotation, biological process: leukotriene biosynthetic process. Lineage: Eukaryota; Metazoa; Chordata; Mammalia; Rodentia; Cricetidae. Bases 35 to 487 code for a protein of 150 amino acids. Gene Ontology annotation, molecular function: glutathione peroxidase activity; leukotriene-C4 synthase activity; enzyme activator activity. Gene Ontology annotation, cellular component: membrane; nuclear envelope; endoplasmic reticulum. The record is from RefSeq and is a predicted model, not a curated record. The transcript is spliced from 5 exons.